This is a messenger RNA of Rhincodon typus (whale shark), 2297 nucleotides long. RefSeq names its product dynactin 3 (p22) (gene dctn3). The transcript is spliced from 7 exons. The record is from RefSeq and is a predicted model, not a curated record. Bases 51 to 599 code for a protein of 182 amino acids. Gene Ontology annotation, biological process: cytoskeleton-dependent cytokinesis. Gene Ontology annotation, cellular component: dynactin complex. Lineage: Eukaryota; Metazoa; Chordata; Chondrichthyes; Orectolobiformes; Rhincodontidae.
CCUGGGCCCUCUGACGUAAUUUCCGCCGUCAGGCGGAAGUGGCGCUGACAAUGGCGGAGCUGAAGAGGCUGAAGGAUCGUUUGGAGAAACUGGAGACUCGGCUGUACGGAGAGAGAGGGAGGCAGGUCGGACAGUUUACAGAUGGCAUCGUAAAAGUCCAGGCUGCUCUGGGGAAUAUUUCCAGCAAAAGAGAGAGGAUAAAAACUUUGUAUAAGAAGAUUGAUGAUCUGAUAAAGUACUUGGACCCUCAGUAUAUUGAUAGAAUUGCUAUCCCAGAUGCAAUGAAACUGGAAUUCAUCCUAGCAGAGGAACAUUUUAUCCACUCUCAAGUGCGCCUUUUAGAAUCUGUUAAAAAGCAUCAGCCAUAUCUUGAGAGUGAGCACAUUAAAGCUGUUCCAAACUAUUCCUCAAAGGUGCAAGCACUGACCCAGAUUCAGAUUCAGGAACAGGAUCAGUGUAACGCGAUUACAGAAGAUGUAAGCAAGAUGCUUGAAAACUAUAACAAAAUGAUUCUGCUCCUGUCAAAGCAGUUUGUUCAGUGGGAAGAAUUACUAACCAAGCUUGAAGCUGCAAAACAAAUAAAGCCAAUCGCUGACUGAUAUCACAUCACAUCCUGGGUGGAUCAAAAUAUUAUUUGGAAGUGGAGCAAACAAUUCCUUUUGCUAUCUAUAUAGUAUUGUAUAUGUAAUCAGUAAAAAUGAAAAUAAUAUUGUUUGGAAACAUUUCCUAAAACAGUAUCUCCUAUUAAAAUCUCUUGCAAUUGGAGAACUAGCAUUGUAUUAUAGUAGAGUGGCAGGAUGAAUAUCCUAUUGAUUUGGAGUGUCAUAUUUCUAGGUUUACAUUCUAAUAUUUAAAACUUGAACUAACCAUAUAAUGUAAUUAUAUUCAUAUUUUAUAUAGUUUAUUCAUAUUUGCCAAUUAUUGCCUUCCUUUUACAGCAUUUAAAGAUUGGGCGUUUAGUACAUAUAUGCUGCAAAAUUAUUUUGUGCAACCUGCGUAAUAUAGAAUAUUUUGCAGUUUACUAUCUCAGACAAGAGGAUUGUGUAUAGCUAUAUUAGAUCCUUUUCUGUUUUGUGGGAUACUAUGGUAAUUAAUUAUGACCAGGGGAUUUUAACAAGUUCCAGGACAGCCUCUGCUGAUUAUGGCCGGAUACCAUAAGAGUUGACUGAGCACAAUACGAAAGGAAGAUAGUUUUGGUUUGAGCAGUAUGCUUCAAGAAUACAUUGUGCACUCCUCUUAAAACCUUGAGCAAAAAUAGCUAAUAAGUCACCUGAUUAUGCAAGUCAAAGUUUUCCUUUGCAUCAGCCGCGAGAUCAACUUGCUAUUGUCCACUCCCAUGGGAAUACUAAGGGUUCUCCACCGCCGGAUUAAAUUUAGGUAGGUUUGAAAGUGAUCUGUGUCUGAUAUUCCCAUUUGAGUGUUAACCAGCUCAGACCUGGCUCAGGUUCUAUUUUAAAUUGGGCUAGUGGGAAUGGUAGAGUUUAUCCAAUUUUACUGUGAUGCAGCAAGUGUUUCCCAUUAAGAGGACAAAACUAUUAAAAGCUAGUUAGGGGGGCAUGACUCAUGCAACCUUAUUAAAAUAAAACAAACCGAAUCUAAAUAACUCAAUCAAAUAAAUAUUAAAAAAUCCAUGAUUCCUAGUGGUCAUUGAAGUAUUCUAUUCAUUACAUUAACUGGAUUGCAGUAUGUCCUUUCAUAGGGAUGUCAUUAUAAGAAUUCUAGGCAGUAAACCAUGAGCCAACUACUGAGCUUUUGCAUGUGUACAUGUACACAUGCAGAAAAGGAUAGGUGAUGACUAACCAGUCAAUUGAGCUGUCAUGCAUCUGGGCUAGGCAUAACUUUGGCAGGCUUACAUCCCAUCCCGCUCUCAGCCAAGCAACCAUGUUAAGAGAAGUAAAACAAUCUGGGCUCAGAACUUAUCUAGCCACAGCUUUAUUUUCCCUGCUUAAUUUUUUCUCCUUUCCUUGCUCGCAUUCCAUCCAUUAAAGCACAAAAUAUCAUAAAAUACUCGGUGAAUUUUUUUUUUGCAAAGAAGUAAUGCCACUUUGGAACAUCAAUCACCUACCAACUUGCAUCUUAAUUAAAUCUGUCUUUUUUUAAUGUUGUGGAGUUUCAUUUCCAUGUUGAUUUUUUUUUAUUUAUUAAAUGUUCUUAAUGCCACUACUUCUAAGUUUUCUCAAAUCUGAACAAAUAAAUGUAUCAUAAUGUGUAAGCUGCAAUAUUUAUAUUGUAACAAACUGCUCAUUCUGUCUUGCUUCCUUGAGAAUAUUUUUUAUUAAAGUGCAAUGGUAACUUUA